AUUAUACGCAGACGCGUUCGCGAGUGCGGUUUGAAAAAAUACAGACAUUAUUUUUAAUAUUUGUGAUUUAUGUUAAGUUUAAAUUAAGAAUUGCAUUAAUUAAUUAUUUGUGCGUUGAUCAAAUUAUUUGAUUAUAAAAACUGUGAAACAGUGAAGUGACAAUUCUAUUCAAUGGACUGAUUGUGCGCGGACUCAGUAGCAAGCAGUGAAAGUUUUCGCCCGUGAGAUAGUCCAAAGACAAAAGAGUUGGAGACAAUGGACCACCUGUUCCGGCACCGGAGGCUUAGUGUACCCAAAAGAACGAGUGAACUCAUAGCGCUCGUGGCCGUAUCAUGUACCUUAUUCCUGUUCCUACACACCAGAGAUCUCAACACAAAACUCCAGCGCAUGCAGCGGCUCAACGAUGACGUCACAGCUUUCAAUCAUCUCACUGACAAAAUCGAGACCGACCGCACAGCGUAUGCGUCGGCGCAGGAAUAUAAAGAGGCUUUGGAGGCAUUGCGCAGGAACACCGGCGUUGAACGCUCGAAACCGCAACGAACCCUCGAAUCAGAGAUUAUAAGAUCUGAAGAGGUGUUGCAAGAGUUGACCGAAGAAAUUCUCCCCGAUCCAUGGGAGUUGAAUAACACAGCAAGAUCAGAUGUGGAGCUUUUGUUCUUUAACCGUGUUCCUAAGGUCGGAAGUCAGACGUUUAUGGAACUCCUGAGAAGAUUGGCUAUUCGUAAUCAAUUCGGCUUUCAUCGAGAUGCAGUACAACGUGUAGAAACCAUUCGUCUGGCUCCAGCUGACCAGCAGGUCCUGGCUAGCAUAGUCUCCGCCCACACGCCGCCAGCUUCCUACAUCAAACACGUUUGCUACACAAACUUUACACGGUUUGGCUAUCCAUCACCAAUUUAUGUGAACGUGGUCCGUGAUCCUAUAGAGAGAGUUAUAUCUUGGUACUACUAUGUGAGAGCGCCGUGGUACUAUGUCGAGAGAAAGCGAGCUUUCCCUGACCUGCCCCUACCCGAUCCAGCUUGGCUGAAAAAGGACUUCGAAACCUGCGUACUGAGCGGUGACCGGGAGUGCAGAUAUAUAGAAGGAGAGACUCAUGAAGGUAUCGGAGACCACCGAAGACAGACCCUGUUCUUCUGCGGACAUGACCCUCAGUGCACGCCUUUCAACACAGCAGAAGCAUUACAACGUGCGAAACGCGUGGUAGAACAGCAGUACGCGGUGGUGGGAGUUCUGGAAGAUAUGAACUCAACACUGCUGGCCUUUGAGAGAUACGUGCCUCGAUUCUUCAGAGGAGCCUUAAGGAUGUACUGGGAGGAGCUAAACACAUUCAACCGGAUCAACCGAAAUGCAUUUAAACCGCCCGUUUCCGAGGAAGUGAAGAACAUCGUCCGCGCGAACUUCACGCGAGAGAUCGAAUUCUAUGAGUUCUGUAAGCAAAGGCUUCACAUGCAACUGAAGGCUUUACGGGACCCCGCCAUUACUCUGCCCUCAACACCAAGUGAUAGGAGGAGACUGACGUAUGAUAGAUUAUAAAUAUAUCAUAGAUAUAGAAACAGUACUCGUAGUCGUUACGAUUCAAACUUAGAACUUCGUGUUAUUUUUUAUCUGUAAACUGUUUUUUUACAUUUAUCUAUAUGUAACCCAAUGUUCAUGUAUUUUUAUUUAUUGUAAAUAUAGGUAAUAGGCUAGUACAGAUUAUAUAAACGAAUUCUAAACAGUGAACCUAUAUAAGACUACUAAAUUAGGUAUCCAUCAACAAUUAAAGAUUGCAUAAGUCCAUGUAACAUAAUAAAGCAGUGUAAUAACAUAAUAUCCACCACGACCUGGGGCUCUGACGUCUACACGCCACUUCGAUAAGGAUAAACUUCAUCCCAAACCGUUGGUGCGUAAAACCAAUUAUUACCCCUUGGAAAGCUUUCACGUGUAAAAGCCUCCUCCAGAUUUUUUACAGAACUAUGGAACACUUUCUCCAUUCGCUACUUCCUGUAGAUAAUCUAUAAUUUACAAAAAAAUCCAAAAUAAGGCAUAAUGGUGUUGACAAAUUUGAACACAAUUUUUAACGCCUGGAAGGAAAUGUAUGAGCAACAAUUUGCUACACAUUUUUAUGUAAUUUCUUUACACGUAUAUUUUUAUUGAUUGAUGGUAAGGAACAGUGCUGGAUUAGUCAUAUAGCAAGAGUAGCAUAUGCCACGGGCCCCGCGUAUUUGGGGGCCCCACUCUCUGACCUACCCGUAACCGUAAUAAAAAAAUAUUAGAUAGGAGCGUAAUAUAUCUCGCUUCACUUGCACUUAAAAAUCUAAAACUCGAUUUCGUCACGUUAAAUCGUAAAAAUAAGUAGGGUUUUACAAACUUUUACCGUAAUGUUGAAUUAUAAUCGAUAUCUUUAGACUAGCAUCUAUACCACAUCUACCUUUCAAGUUGCCAGUUUUUUUAUAAGAACGUCUUUAUCAUCUCAUUUUGUUGAAUAUAAAGCAUGAUUUGCUUAAUGAAGUCUAUAUUGAAAGUGUUACUAUUUCUCAAUUUGCCGAUCCAGAUCCAGAAAAUAUGUAAUAAUGAAAAUGAAUAUAAUAAUAUGAAAAUAUGUAAUAUCCUAAACUUGAAAACCUAAAGCAAAGCAAGGGCCCCUUGAUAGAAUUUGCUACAGGCCCCGCGCUGACUUAAUCCGGCACUGGUAAGGAAUGUAACUUUAGUUUACUCAUAAAUUAUUUUAAUUUGUGUUUCCGAGUACAUUAGCAAACGUUUUAAUUAAUUGGUUAUUUUAUUAUUACGUAAAAUAUUCGUUCAAGACUGGCACCUGUUUCAAUUUAAUAAUGUUAGUCAAUUUCUACGUAUUGGAUUGUUAUAAUCAGCGUUUCGCUUUAAAUGUAUGUGUAAAUAUUAUUCGUUCGGAAUACUUAAAAAACUUGUACAUAGUAAUAUUUUAAUUAAUGUAACUAUUAAUAUUACUUUAUUUUAUAUUUAUUUCUUGUCCCUUCGAUUAAUUGUGA
Molecule: messenger RNA, 2984 nt
Organism: Pieris brassicae (large cabbage white)
Lineage: Eukaryota; Metazoa; Arthropoda; Insecta; Lepidoptera; Pieridae
Gene: pip
Product: heparan sulfate 2-O-sulfotransferase pipe
Exons: 10
Coding region: 256-1530 (424 amino acids)
Cellular component (GO): membrane
Molecular function (GO): sulfotransferase activity
Source: RefSeq, a predicted model, not a curated record